AUGGAAUCUGCAGAGGCAGCUGUUGAAAAUUUCAAUGGUAAAGCCGUUCUCGGUUCCUCCAAUUUAUACGUUGGAAUCGCUAAAGUUAAAGGUGGGCAGUCAUGCUUUGGACCAGGCAAUAUUUUUGUUAAAAAUCUGGAUAAGAACAUAAAUGAGGAAAGUUUAGAAAAAGAAUUUUCAAUCUUUGGUAAAAUUGCAUCAAAAAAAAUUAUUAAGAGUUGUACUGGUGAUUCGGAAGGUCGUGCGUUUGUUUGUUUUGAAAGUGUAGAUGAUGCUAUAAAGGCAAUUGCAGUUAUGAAUAACAAAGUAAUUGGAUCAAACACAAUUUCGGUAGAAGAAAGUUCAUCUGAAAAUAAUUUGAAAUUUAAAAUCGAAAGUGAUAGUUCAAGUGAAAUUGAAAGUUCAUCAAGUGAAAGUGAAAGUUCAAGUGAAGUGUCAUCCUGUAAGGAGAAGAAAAAAUCGAAUCACAUAAGAAGUGAGCUAUUUUCAGAUGCUUUUGAUGAUCUGUCACAAGAAGAACAAAAGACCCUUCUUUACCAGUUAUUAUUACCUCAAACGGAACGUUUAUAUCCCGAAAUAGGAGAUCAAAUAUUAAAAAAAUUAAUUUUAAUAGACAAUUCAGAACUAAUGAAAAUGUUUGAAGAUAGUACACUUCUUAAGAUAAUUUCUAUAGCGUUCCAUUUAAAAUCAAGUAUAGUUCUCAAAAUUUGUAUCACUCCAAGAACUACAUCAGCUUAUGGUAGUAGUUUAAGGGUAGAUAUACCAUAUCAUACACCAUAA
This is a messenger RNA of Condylostylus longicornis, 780 nucleotides long. Its product is annotated as polyadenylate-binding protein 4-like. The coding region runs from base 1 to 780 and encodes 259 amino acids. The record is from RefSeq and is a predicted model, not a curated record. Lineage: Eukaryota; Metazoa; Arthropoda; Insecta; Diptera; Dolichopodidae. The transcript has 3 exons. Gene Ontology annotation, cellular component: cytosol; ribonucleoprotein complex; nucleus. Gene Ontology annotation, molecular function: poly(U) RNA binding; poly(A) binding; mRNA 3'-UTR binding.